Beta vulgaris subsp. vulgaris (sugar beet) is the source of this 1119-nucleotide messenger RNA. RefSeq lists its product as uncharacterized. NCBI's taxonomy places the organism in Eukaryota, Viridiplantae, Streptophyta, Magnoliopsida, Caryophyllales, Amaranthaceae. The transcript has 5 exons. Gene Ontology annotation, molecular function: zinc ion binding. The record is from RefSeq and is a predicted model, not a curated record. Bases 1 to 1119 code for a protein of 372 amino acids.
AUGCAAAUAAAAAGUCUUAACCUUGAGCAUACUUGUGUUCAUGUUGAUGCAAAUAGUAAGGUGUCAUCUCAGUGGUUGGCAAAGAAGUAUAUAAAUAACUUCAGAGAUGACCAAGGUGAGAGGCUAAAAAAAUUCAUACAUAAGGUGUUCAAUGACACAGAGAUCACAAUUGGGUACCAUAGAGCUUGGUUUGCAAGGGCUAGGGCUAAGCUAAGCAUAUAUGGUGAUGCAUCUGAUCAGUACAAGAGGGUGUAUGAUUAUGCUUGUGCAAUCCUGAAAUAUAACCUUGGAUCAUCAGCCCUUGUAUUAGUGACUCGAGCACAAAAUCCACCUCCAACAUUUCAGAGAAUGUAUGUGUGCAUGGAAGCUUCAAUGGCUAAGGAUGGUAACAACAAUAUAUUUCCAGUGGCAUGGGCUGUUGUUGAGGGAUUAAUUGAUGCUGUUGAAACAGUUUGCCCAAAUACUGAGGUCAGAUUUUGUGUAAGACACAUUUGGGCAAACUUCAAGCUUCAAUUUUCUGGUACAACAUUCAAAGAGUCAUUUUGGAGAGCAGCUAGGACAAGUUCAAGGUUUACUUUCAUAGCUGAAAUGGAGGCUAUCAAGUUCCUCUCCCAAGAUGCCUAUAACUACUUAGUUGAAAUUCCUCCCAAAUAUUGGGCUAGAUAUGCCUUCCUUAUUAGGUUAAAAUCCAAUUUGUCGCUUAACAACCUUUGUGAGACUUUCAACUCAGCAAUCAAGGAAGCAAGGGACAAACCAAUCAUCACAUUCCUUGAAUGGAUAAGAAGAGUGGGGGAGUGGGAAGUUGAUUACGAGCAUGAUACAUUUGUAGUUAACUUAAGAGAUAGGUCUUGUUCAUGUAACAAGUGGGAUAUGACAGGGAUUCCUUGCAUACAUGCAUAUGCUUGCACACUCAGAAUUAGGGGAAAACCAGAGGACUAUGUAGACCCCUUUCAUAGCAAAGAGAAGUAUAUGCAAGCAUAUGGUCCAUAUAUAAAACCUAUGCCUGAAAUGAAGCAAUGGGAAGCCACUGAAUUCCCUCAUCCAUUACCUCCACCAGUCAGGAAAAUGCCAGGCAGACCUUCUCCUAAGAAAAGAAAAAAAGAAGCAGAUGAAAUAUAA